Numida meleagris (helmeted guineafowl) is the source of this 2661-nucleotide messenger RNA. RefSeq names its product docking protein 2 (gene DOK2). Lineage: Eukaryota; Metazoa; Chordata; Aves; Galliformes; Numididae. Gene Ontology annotation, cellular component: cytoplasm. The coding region runs from base 363 to 2063 and encodes 566 amino acids. Gene Ontology annotation, biological process: cell surface receptor protein tyrosine kinase signaling pathway; positive regulation of MAPK cascade. The transcript has 3 exons. The record is from RefSeq and is a predicted model, not a curated record.
GCGCCGGGCUGAGGCGUGCUCGGCGCUGCCGUGCAGCGUGCGCCUUGGGGUGCAACCCCUGCGAGCACCGCGGGGUGCAUUCCCUGCAUGCGCUGAGGGCUGCAGUGCUCCGCGUGCACCAGAGGAUGCAUUUCCUGCAUGCACCGAGGGAUUCUCUGCAUGCAUUGAGGGCUGAGGUGCAGUGCACGCACUGAGGGAUGCGCUUCCUGCAUGCACUAACCCAUGUGGUGUUUGCAUGCACUGAAGAAUGCAUUCCCUGCAUGCACCAAGGACUGCAAUACUCUUCGUGCACCAACAGGUGCUAUGGUUUACGUGCACGAAGGGAUGCAUUUUCGGCACGCAGUUGAGGCUGCACUUCCUGCAUGCACUGUGGUGCUCUGCACACCCGGAGGGCUGCAUUCCCUGCAUGCACUGACAGAUGCAGCGCUGCCCAUGCACGGAGGGCUGCAUUUCCCACAUGCACCAUGAGCAGCACCGCCACAGACCCACCCCACGGUGCAGCCUGCUCCAGACCUACAUCCCCCACCCACCCAUGCGCAUUUCCAUGCUCUGCCAUGCACCAGGGGACCGUGCAGCACGGCCCCGUGCAGGACGAGCGGCAGCAUCACGCUGCAGACGGGCCAUGCGCUCCCUCCCACCCGAACCCCAGCAACCCCCCCCUUUCUGCAGGUCCCCAUUCCCCCCUCAGCAGCCGCUCAGGGCCCCGUGUGCAGCUUUGCACCCGGCUGCCCUUUGUGGUAACGGCGCGAAGGCAGGAAGCGGAGCAUGGGGAGGAAACGGCAGCACCCGACCGCACGUCACGUGGCGUCAGCGCCCACGGGGCACUGGGGACAUUGGGUGACGGAGGAGCAGCGCAGGUGGAUGCUCCGGGCUGCAGGAUGGAGGAGGCGGUGGUGAAGCAGGGCGUGCUGCACCUGCAGCUGCAGCAGACCUUCGGCAAGAAAUGGAAAAAGUAUUGGGGCGUCCUGUACCGGGAAACCCCCUGCUCCACCGCCCGCCUGGAGCUCUUCGAGGGCGCCGACAAACCGCGGAAGGGCGAGGGCAGCCGGCGCCUGGUGAAGAUGAGCGACUGCGUGCACGUGGCCGAGGCGGGCGGCGAGGUGGGCUGCCCCCGCGCCACGGCCCCGUUCCUGCUGGAGACCACCGAGAAGCGGUACCUGCUGGCGGCCGAGGGCGGCGAGGUGGAGGGAUGGGUGCGGAGGCUGUGCCAGCUGGCGUUCCCGACUGAGGUUGGAGAACACCAGGUCCAACCAACCCAUCCCCACCGUGCCCCGCUGACCGCGUCCCCAAGCUCUGCCCUUUCCUUGAGGGACGAUGCCGUGCCCUUUCUCCAGGUGACCUUCUCCUUCGAGGCCGGCCGGCGCUGCGCCUCUGGCGAAGGGAACUUUGAGUUCGAGACCAGACAAGGCAACGAGAUCUUCCAGGUGAUCGAGUCGGCCAUCGCCGUGCAGCGGCAACGGGGCGGCCCCGGGGACGAGGGCACACGGCCGCGCCAACAAAACCAGCUCCCCGAGCGGGCGCCGGAGCAGGAGGAGCAGCGCGCCAAGAGCAUCUACACCGAGCCCUGCAACUCCCUGCUCCGUGCCAGCCCCUCGGCCGUGCCCAAAGCUCCGGAGAAGGGCAGGAAGAAGGAUGCAGCGGGCGAAUUGGAAUACGCCGUUCCCUUUGAUACCAUUGCCAAGUCGCUGAUGGUCGGAAAAUUCGGGAGCAUCCUCCACGGCCCGGCCGACGCUCCGGAUCCGCUGUACGACAGCAUCCAAGAGGCGGGAGGGCAUCGUCCCCUGCCUCGUACCCGCGCCAAACCGGAGCACAUCUACGAUGAGCCCGAGGGUGUGUGCAUCCACUCCGUCUACGAUGAGCCCCAGGAGGUGAAGGGUGAAGCGUGGAGGCUGCAGGCGGCCCCCGAGGAGCCUGCGGGGCACGAAUAUCCCUACAACCCGCAGCGGGACGACUACGCCGUGCCCAAGAGAGCCGUCCCGCUGCGGCAGGGCAAGGAGUGGCUCGGGGACACCGAGUACGACAACGUGGUCUUCCAGUUGGCCAAGAAGAGGAACAAGCAGUGAGAGAGCGCGGGGUGCUCGGCCCCGUCGCCAGCGGUGCACAUCUGGACAGCUGCGGCCGCUGGAGGGCACUGUCCGCCCGCGCUAUGGGGUCGGCACCGCCGGACUCGGGAGCAGGGCACGGUGCGCCCCAUAGCCUGGCAAAGCGUGGGCCCAAGGGUGCACGCCCCACACCAUAGCGGCGGGGUGAGGAAGCACGGACCCAGAGGUGCACAUCCUUCGCCGUAAGGGAUGGGUGAUGGUGAACAUCCCAGGGAUGCACAUCCCUCGCUGCAAGGGCUGGAUGCUGAUGCACGUCCCAGGGAUGCACAUCCCUUGCUGCAAGGGCUGUGUGCUGAUGCACAUCCCAGGGAUGCACAUCCCAUGCUGCAAGGACUGGAUGCUGAUCCCAGGGAUGCACAUCCCUCACUGCAAGGGCUGGAUGCUGAUGCACACCCCAGGGAUGCACAUCCCACACUGCAAGGGCUGGGUGCUGAUGCACAUCCCAAGGAUGCACAUCCCACACUGCAAGGGCUGGAUGCUGAUGCACAUCCCAGGGAUGCACAUCCCACACUGCAAGGGCUGGGUGCUGAUCCCAGGGAUGCACAUCCCACACUGCAAG